This is a messenger RNA of Hipposideros armiger (great roundleaf bat), 2357 nucleotides long. RefSeq names its product ubiquitin related modifier 1 (gene URM1). Gene Ontology annotation, cellular component: cytoplasm. The coding region runs from base 1056 to 1361 and encodes 101 amino acids. The transcript is spliced from 5 exons. The record is from RefSeq and is a predicted model, not a curated record. NCBI's taxonomy places the organism in Eukaryota, Metazoa, Chordata, Mammalia, Chiroptera, Hipposideridae. Gene Ontology annotation, biological process: tRNA thio-modification.
UUCGUAUCUGUGAAAGUUCGCAACUUGAAUGUUCGUAAGUCAGGGACUUAUUGUGCUAAUAAUGUCACCCCCUCCCAAAGCCAUUCAAAGGCCUCUCAUUGCUCUUAGAGACUGAAAUUCUUACCUGGCUCACAAGGCUUGAUUUGGCCCCUGCCCACCUUUCUAAAGCCUCAACUCUUACCAGGCCCUCUGCUCCCCAAUAUCUACCUUCCUCUCUUGGUGAUUUAGCAUGUUCUCCCACCCAGAGCCUCUGCACCUUCUAUUCUCCACACUGGGAAUGCUCCUACAGGUUUCUCUCCCGUGACAACCAUCUAGUUAAUUCCACUCAGGCUUUAGAGGUCAGCUCAAGUCCAAUCCAGUCCACUUUCUUUUUUAAGGUCCGACAACUCCAGAUUAUUUCUUUCCGUUUGAGACUUCCUAUUUGUUAGUAAGACUGGUACCUUUAUUUGAUCAGGGUUAGUUUCUCCCACUAGCCUGUGAGUAGUACCCUAAAGGCAGGAACCUUGUCCAUCCGGCUCACCAAUGUACCCACAGCACCCACCAAGAUGCCUGGCACAUGAAGGAUAUGCAAUAAAUAUCUGUUGUAUGAGUUAAAUCCAAGUCGAUAGCGAAGGGGGUGGUUGGAUAUCGAAUCGAUAUCUCACGGGAGAGAUUUCUAGGGUGAAAAUAAAGAUUUGGGGGACACUUAUAAUUCAAGUGAGAAGCGUGGGCGAGCUCGCCUAAGCGGUGUGCGGACUGAAGAGAUUUGUAACUAAUCCAAGAUAAACAGUAACGUGGCUCACGGUCACUGCGCAACGAUGCCGGGGCUCUUCUCCGCCUAGCUGUGGCUCGUACAAGUCGCUGCCCACUCCGGCUGCCUGAGCCCCGUCCCUUAAAAGGGAGAAAAGCACCAAUUCAAAAGACUCCAACAGCGCCCACAACUUUCUCUAUCCAGGCCUUCCUCCAAUAGCUAAGGACGGCUCCCUGGGCACCGCCCCUUCCGGCCGGGAAUACCGGAAACGUGGCGGGAGCGCCGGAAGUUAAAGGGAGUUUCCUGUGAGCUCGGCUUCCUCAACAUGGCAGCGCCCUUGUCAGUGGAGGUGGAGUUCGGAGGUGGCGCGGAGCUCCUAUUUGACGGUGUAAAGAAACAUCAGGUCACCUUGCCGGGACAGAAGGAGCCCUGGGACAUCCGGAACCUCCUUGUCUGGAUCAAGAAGAAUUUGCUAAAAGAGCGGCCAGAGCUGUUCAUCCAGGGAGACAGCGUGCGGCCAGGAAUUCUUGUGCUGAUUAACGAUGCCGACUGGGAAUUGCUGGGUGAGCUGGACUACCAGCUUCAGGACCAGGACAGCGUCCUCUUCAUAUCCACGCUGCACGGUGGCUGAGGGCCCCUCUCUGUGCCUGAGCGCCCUUGGGGUGGGAGAAGAGAACAAUCAGACAACCCCCUGGGCCCUGCUUCCAGAUCUCCCUGUCCCCCUCGCUGCUUUCUUCCCUGCUCUGUCCCCUGAGCUCCCUCCAGGCAGGGAAAAGAGGCCAGGUGCUAAAAAUGAGCCUUUCUCAGGCACGUGAGCAGGGGAAGGCAGGCAGGCAGGCAGGCGGGCGCCUGAGCCCAGCGCUCCUCCCGACAGCUGAGGUGGGGGAGGGUGCCGGUUUGGUUGUCGAGUGGAGGGGGCCAGGUGACCCAGCUGCCUUCCACUCCGGUGUCUCAAUCUACACCCUGAGUGACCACUGACAAGGCGCUUCAGCUCCAGGUCACAGCGUCUUCAUGGGGAAGGUGAAUGGCCCUGAAUAGCCAAUGGGAAGGCCCUCCCUUCUCAAACAUUGGAGGAGUCCCCGCCUCAGUUUCCCCAUCUGGACAGCAGAGGGCUCUGCCUAUCCCCCACUGAUGUCAUUAUGGAACCCCAGCUGGGGUCCCCUAUUCAGUGCUGGCCCCCUCCCCCCCACCCAGCAGCUGCUCUUCCAACCACACCCCUCCUCCUGUUCCCCCCAUCCCCAGCCCUUGACCCUGGUUGGCCUCCCCCCCCACAGGCCACCAGAUGGGCUCCUGAGACCCUCCCCCAGCAAAAGGCUGACUGCAGCUCAUUCUGAAGAGGAGGGAGUAGGCUUAACCUUGGACUGGCACAUAAGGCCUGGGAGGGUCAGUGUGCCUCAGUUUCCUCCUCAACGACAACUGAAUAGUUACAGUGUCUGAAAACUGGGGUACUACUCAGUGGCACAAAUGUAGGCUCCAUCUCCCUCCCUGCAGGAAGCAGUAUGGGGUCAGGCAGCACCUGGUAAGCAGGGUGGUUCGCCCCUCCUUUCUCUGUCCCUUCUGGAAGUCUUGGGGCCUCAGUGUCUGCAACAGCUGGCCUUGGGCAAAUAAAAGCCGAGGUUGUUUACUA